Messenger RNA from Euleptes europaea (tarantolino), 708 nucleotides. Its product is annotated as zinc finger protein ZFP2-like. Lineage: Eukaryota; Metazoa; Chordata; Lepidosauria; Squamata; Sphaerodactylidae. Gene Ontology annotation, biological process: regulation of transcription by RNA polymerase II. Gene Ontology annotation, cellular component: nucleus. The transcript has 2 exons. Gene Ontology annotation, molecular function: RNA polymerase II cis-regulatory region sequence-specific DNA binding; DNA-binding transcription activator activity, RNA polymerase II-specific. The record is from RefSeq and is a predicted model, not a curated record. Bases 1 to 708 code for a protein of 235 amino acids.
AUGCAGGAUAGAGAACAUAGUGAAAAGCUGGUGGAGAACUCUGAUUUUCUGCCAGCUCAGAGAAAGAAGAAAACUUCCAUAUGCCCAGAUGGUAGCAGAAGUAUUAGUUCCUCCCUUUCAAGACACAAACGAUUCCAAACAGGAGAGAAGCCAUAUCAAUGCUCAUAUUGUGGGAAAUGUUUUAGUGACAGUUCAAACCUUUCAAGACACGAACGAACCCACACAGGAGAGAAGCCAUACAAAUGCUCAUAUUGUGGGAAAGGUUUUAAUACUUGUUCAGACCUUUCAGCACAUGAACGAACCCACACAGGAGAAAAACCAUACAAAUGCUCAUAUUGUGGGAAAUGUUUUCGUACCAGCUCCAGCCUUUCAAAACAUAACCGAUCCCACACAGGAGAGAAGCCAUAUAAAUGCUCAUAUUGUGGGAAAUGUUUUAGUGACAAGUCACACCUUUCAACACAUGAACGAAUCCACACAGGAGAGAAGCCAUAUAAAUGCUCAUAUUGUGGGAAAUGUUUUAGUGACAGUUCAAACCUUUCAACACAUGAACGAAUCCACACAGGUGAGAAGCCAUACAAAUGCUCAUAUUAUGAAAAUGUUCGUGGAGGAGAGUGGUCCUUGCCUUUCUUGGCUGCCUCCUGGGGCGAGAAGGGGACCCAAGACAAAGCUCAUUCUGAGGCGCUGAAGGCAGCUGCUCACCCAACUUAA